This is a messenger RNA of Prunus armeniaca (apricot), 606 nucleotides long. The record is from the annotation of a GenBank genome assembly. NCBI's taxonomy places the organism in Eukaryota, Viridiplantae, Streptophyta, Magnoliopsida, Rosales, Rosaceae.
AUGGAGUUCCGUCCCCCGGUUGGACUACUCAUCCCUGGACGCGGGUUAGUACCUGGAAAUCCUGCGUACCAGCCAAACAAUACCCCGGUUGGAUUGUUUUCCCCGGCCUGGCAUCGGGGAGAUGUCGGCACCAAGAUGGGGUCCGCCCCGGUUUCGGGGGAAAUUCCGGGGGCGGGGUCCUGUCAAAUCGACUUCAAAAGACAGAUGGUGAACAGAUUUCAUGAUGCCUUACAAUCCAGGGUCUUGUUCAUUGUGAGAGCAAAGAAGGAAACUGUCUAUUUUCUGGAUCCUCUGCCCGGAAAUCGAGUGGUUGAUGAGGAGGCCAAAAACAUAUUGAACAGUGCUAUCAAAAUAUAUAAUUCACACAUAGGCAGACAAGGCCGUAAAGCAACCAUUUGGAAAACUCUACCAGGCACACCAAAGCAACCAAGCAGUGUAGAAUGCGGCUAUUAUGUCAUGCGCUUCAUGAGAGACAUCAUCAUGGAUCCUUCCCUAGAGUUUGAGAAGACGUUUGCGAAGGGAAAAGAUCAAGCGCCAUACCCCCAAGCAGCCAUUGAUGAAGUCAGGAAAGAAUGGGCAGAGUUUGUUUGCCUUCAUAUGGAGUAG